Messenger RNA from Ustilago hordei, 975 nucleotides. RefSeq lists its product as uncharacterized. NCBI's taxonomy places the organism in Eukaryota, Fungi, Basidiomycota, Ustilaginomycetes, Ustilaginales, Ustilaginaceae. The transcript has 6 exons. The record is from RefSeq and is a predicted model, not a curated record. Bases 1 to 975 code for a protein of 324 amino acids.
AUGACCCCCAAAUGUGAUAAGUAUAUUGCAGUCCAGAUGAUGUCCAAGAGCAUUAACAAUAGUACUGCAAACACUCAUACUGUGUCAGAGGUCGCAUGCCUAAAACCUGAGAUCUGUAAUAGGACCGCAUCUAUUAUGAAUCCUGUCGAAAUAUGCAACAAUGCUUGUGGUAUUAUGAUUCUUGUAAUGGCCUUGCUAUUGCAGGUUUUGACUGACCACUGUGGACACUCCAUCCAGAGGUCUGGUGUGAGAGAUAUGAUUGGUGGCACCAACAUGAGUGUCCAGUGUGUUGACUAUAUGCUUGGAGUGAUCCCUGGACUGCAGUGGACAACUGCCUUUGGUUCUAUCAUUAUCCAGACCACAGGUUUCUUUGAACUGCCUUCGGAUGUCACUAUAACUAGUAAUGUAUGGUGUAGAGUGGAUAGCGAUCCACUCCUCUACUAUGAUGGGAAGCAUGGUUAUAUACUUUCUCGCAGUGCCACCUGUGGCACUGCUCCUCCUCCUCCUCCUGCCCUCCUCCCCAUCCAUUCCUGUGAUGCCACUUGUUGGCCCCACUUCCCUUGCCUCCUGUGGAUGGACGACUCUCCUGCUGUUUCAUCUCUGCUAGGGGUCAGUCCCACUUCAUCUGAGUGGCAACUUGCACCCCCCUCUCAUCACUCUCUUGUCAUCGACACCCACCUGCUGGCACCAAUUUCAUCAUUGUGCCAGGCCCCUGCUUCAUCCAGUGGUGUCCCCCCUCUGUGCAGUGUCCUCCCCUUGUCCUAUUGGCGAUGGGGUGCCUCUCUGACCAAUUCUCUUGAGAUCUGUCAUACCCAGCAUGGUAUUGUGAUUCCCACUGAACUCUGUAGUAACAACAUUGUUCCUACAGAUCCUACCAAGUUAUGCCAUAGGAAUGUUUCUACUACUGAUCUCAGUGAAUUCUUCCUUAAGCUCUCGUUUAGCCUGAUCCUGCAAUGUCUGUGCUCCUUCAUAUGA